ACGGGCUUUGUGAAAAUGGCGGCGCCAGAGGUGCUGGAGUCAGACCUGCAAAGUGCCCAGGCACUUUUGAAAAACCUCCAGGAGCAGGUGAGCUCCCCUCUUGAUUCUCUGGCUAAAGCUAAAUUGCAUCUCUUGCUGUUUUGUUCAACUCAGGGUCUCAGCCUCUUGGAAGUAAAAGAUCAGCUGCUGCUCAUGUACCUUAUGGAUUUGAGCCAUCUCAUCCUGGAAAAAGCCUCGGGAGAGUCUCUUCAGGGACAUGCUGCAGUUUUGAGACUGGUGGAAAUUCGCACGGUUUUGGAAAAACUUCGUCCCUUGGACCAAAAACUGAAGUAUCAAAUUGACAAACUAGUCAAGACUGCAGUGACAGGCAGCCUUGGUGAGAAUGACCCACUCCGUUUCAAGCCUCAUCCCAGCAAUAUGAUGAGCAAGUUGACCUCUGAGGAUGAGGAGGAAGUUGAAGCAGAGGAAGGCCAGCCUGGAGCUUCGGGGAAGAAAUCUGCAAAUGGAGCAGUUAAGAAAUAUGUUCCACCACGCUUGGUUCCAGUGCAUUAUGAUGAAACAGAGGCUGAGCGGGAGAAGAAGCGCCUAGAACGAGCCAAGAGGCGGGCAUUGAGCAGCUCUGUCAUUCGUGAACUUAAGGAGCAGUACUCGGAUGCUCCAGAAGAAAUUCGUGAUGCUCGGAACCCCCAUGUUACUCGCCAGAGUCAGGAGGAUCAACACAGGAUUAACUAUGAGGAGAGCAUGAUGGUGCGUUUAAGUGUCAGUAAGCGAGAAAAAGGACGGCGAAAACGAGCAAAUGUCAUGAGCUCACAGCUGCAUUCCCUCACACACUUCAGUGACAUCAGUGCUUUGACAGGAGGAACUCCAAAUCUUGAUGAGGAUCAGAAUCCUAUUAAGCGGAAGAAGAUUCCUAAGAAGGGUCAAAAGAAAAAAGGUUUUCGGAGGCGGCGGUGAUUAUGGAUAUAUAUUAUGGAUAUAUGUAUAUAUAUAUAAAAUAUAUAUAUAUAUAUAUAUAUUUUUGGUCAUCCUGGGAUACUUCUAAUGUCACUGUAUUAUAGUUUUUUUUCCCCCUUGGAAUGAGUUAAUUGUUUCCUCUGGACAUGUGGAAAGAUCUUUAUUAAUAAAAUUGAUUUUACUUAUGAAUUGAA
This is a messenger RNA of Hipposideros armiger (great roundleaf bat), 1148 nucleotides long. It is a transcript of the gene NGDN, whose product is annotated as neuroguidin. Gene Ontology annotation, biological process: maturation of SSU-rRNA from tricistronic rRNA transcript (SSU-rRNA, 5.8S rRNA, LSU-rRNA). The record is from RefSeq and is a predicted model, not a curated record. Bases 16 to 954 code for a protein of 312 amino acids. NCBI's taxonomy places the organism in Eukaryota, Metazoa, Chordata, Mammalia, Chiroptera, Hipposideridae. The transcript is spliced from 10 exons. Gene Ontology annotation, cellular component: nucleolus; small-subunit processome.